AGACUGCAAAUUUAAAUAGAUUUACAUUUCAUUGAUAAGCCAUAAGUAUUUGGACAGCAAUUAAUUAGAGCAAUGAUAUAGAAAAGAAACGACAGAAAAAAGCAGGUGUGCCGCAUCGCGAUAAUCUAAAUACAUACACAUUCCAGCUCAGUUGAGCUCAAGCAACAGAGACGGGCACACAGCCACAAAAAAAUGUUCGCAACGCUAAAAAACAAAAUCAAGGAGGAAACUGGCGAAGAUGUGUCAACGUCAGCACCGCAGGCCCAUCAACGGCACAACAACAACAAUAACAAUAUCAAUAAUUAUCGCAUACGCAGUCGUCGUGUAAGCAUCAAUUCCAAUCUAGCUGAAGAGGUGGGCGCGGGCGGAGGCAUUUACAAUGAGAGCGACCAAGUGUGCCAGAUGCGAAGUCAGUGCAAUGAGCUCGCCGCCAGAGUGACCAGCCUUAACCAAAGUCUGCAUCAAUUGCAAGAGGAAAAACUCCGUGUGGAUAAGACAAAUGAGAUUCUCUUGGAAAGCGUACGCGUUGCACAGACCCAAAAGGAUAUCUAUUGCGAGGAGCAGGAGAAGAUACAAAAUUUGCAACGAAUCGAAAUUGAUAAACUGAAAAAUUUGAUAGGUUUCCGCGAACAGGAAGCCGUCGAUCAUAUGAAUUCCAUACGCCAACUGCAGCAACAGAUUGAGAACUUUAGCCAGGAAUUGGAACGUUUGCGUCAAAUCGAACCGAUUGCUGAGGAUUUGCGCGAUGAACUCGAACAGCUGCGGCAUGCUACACAGCACGAGAAGAGCCAGUUGACGACAACACUAGCCGCUGUUCAGGAGGACAAUCGUAAUCUGCAAAUGCGUAUGCGAAUUGUGGAAGAGGCACGUCUGGAAACGUUGCCCACAUUGAGGCCGGAGCAGCAGGUCCAAGCUCUGGUGCAUGAGCACAAGUUGCUCGAACAGCAUUUGGAGGAGGCGCAUCUGCAACUCGCCGACAUCAAGAGCUCGUGGAGUGGCCAAAAUUAUGCACUAGAAAAGCAAGUUAAUCGUUUGUCCCAACAAGUUGCCGAGGAAACAACCGAGAAGCGAAAGGCUCUGAAGGCACGCGAUGAUGCCAUCGAGUGUCGCAAACAGGUCGCUUUUGACUUGGAGAAGGCCAACUGUGAGAUCAAGCAAAGAGAUGAUAAGAUUAAACUAUUGGCCGACGAAAUCGAUGAACUUAACUUGGCGCUGAAAGAGUGCCGUGAGGAGAACGAACAGCAAAUUCUCUUUGAGCGCAACAAAUCUGCUACGCUGACCGCCGAAACGAAAGAUCUCAAAUUAAGACUGGCGACGGCCGACGAAAGAUUCAGUGAAUAUGUGAAAAAUGCCGAGCAAAUUGCACAAAAAUUGCGUACGCAAAUCACCGAGAAACAGGAACAAUUAGGAGACACUCAAUUGAAGCUGGAAGUGGAGCGGGAGGAGAAGCUAACGGCGCUUUUGCGCAAUGCGGAAAUCUCGCAAAGCGAGGAGCUGCUCAAGCAGCAGCUGCGCCUCGAGCAAACCGAAUCGAAUGAGCUCCACGACAAAAACAAGCAGCUGGAACAGGAUAUGCUGGAGGUACGCCAAUCUGUGCAACUGCUCAACGAUGCCGCCAAGCAGAAUGCCAAAGAUCAGGUAACAUUAGAGUCGACGCAACGCGAAAUUGUCGAAAAGAAUAAGACAAUAAAGACGCUUAAUCAACGCUUGGGUGAUCUGAAAAAGACGCUGCAAAAGGAAUUUCGAAGUUCGCAAACAGCAACAAUUGAUGUUGUGGAUACGGAUCAAGUAUUACCCGCCUUUAGAAUUUCAAAUGCUCCGCUCGAAAACUUUCAAUCGGACAACAAACCCAAUUGCAUUAUAAUGGACGAAGUGAAUUUUAAAUAUUUAAAACAUGUCAUUGUUAAGUUCCUCACAAGCAGAGAGGUCGAAGCUAGACAUCUUGUGAGAGCCGUUUCCACUUUACUGCAACUAAGCCAGGAGGAGGAGAAAUUGCUCCACGAUACUUUAAACUGGAAAAUGAGUUGGUUUGGCGUAAAACCGAGUUAAAUUCGAGUUAAUACAAGUUCAUUUAGUACAUAAAUCCAUAUGUACAUAUUACAUUCCAUUUCUAAAUGUACAAUUUAGUUUGUCAUUUGUACUAUGUACAUACAUACAUUGUGUUUUUGUUUUGUUUUUUAAAUUGUUAGGCGAUUAGACGUAUUUUGAUACUGUGUUAAUUAUUGUGUUAAUUUAAUUAACUUUCUGUUUAUUAGUUUUAUAAUAUAUACAAUAUUUUGUUAAAUAUACAUAUAUACACAU
Messenger RNA from Drosophila grimshawi, 2301 nucleotides. RefSeq names its product golgin subfamily A member 1 (gene Golgin97). The record is from RefSeq and is a predicted model, not a curated record. Lineage: Eukaryota; Metazoa; Arthropoda; Insecta; Diptera; Drosophilidae. Bases 193 to 2049 code for a protein of 618 amino acids. The transcript has 6 exons. Gene Ontology annotation, cellular component: Golgi apparatus.